Heterobasidion irregulare TC 32-1 is the source of this 906-nucleotide messenger RNA. RefSeq lists its product as uncharacterized. NCBI's taxonomy places the organism in Eukaryota, Fungi, Basidiomycota, Agaricomycetes, Russulales, Bondarzewiaceae. Gene Ontology annotation, cellular component: CCR4-NOT core complex; P-body; CCR4-NOT complex. The coding region runs from base 1 to 906 and encodes 301 amino acids. The record is from RefSeq and is a predicted model, not a curated record. The transcript is spliced from 6 exons. Gene Ontology annotation, biological process: negative regulation of translation; mRNA catabolic process.
AUGGUUCUGACACCUUUGGCCCAUCCCACUCCUCAUCAACCGACUGGUCAGUACUUGGGUGGCGCGAUCGGUCCUCCUCUCGGUGUGAACGAGGAGAACAAGAUCUAUGCUCUUGUCAUUGAGCUCAUGGAUCCAGAAUCACGCGAGGCUGCACUUCUUGAACUCAGCAAAAAGAGAGAACAGUAUGAUGAUCUGGCAUUGGUUCUUUGGCAUGCAUUUGGAAUCAUGCCCGCACUUUUGCAAGAGAUUGUCUCCGUCUAUCCCCUCUUAUCACCUCCAAAUCUGACCGCUCACGUCUCGAAUCGUGUUUGCAAUGCUCUCGCUCUUUUGCAAUGCGUCGCAUCGCACUCGGAAACAAGGCAGCUGUUUCUUAACGCACAUAUUCCCUUGUUUCUCUACCCCUUUCUGAACACAACCUCAAAGACACGUCCAUUCGAAUACCUUCGUCUUACGUCAUUGGGAGUUAUUGGUGCGCUGGUUAAGCAAAACGACAACAAUACUGUCAUUCACUUCCUCCUUUCUACAGAGAUCAUUCCACUCUGUCUCCGAAUCAUGGAAACGGGCUCGGAAUUGUCUAAAACAGUCGCAAUUUUCAUCGUGCAGAAGAUCCUUCUUGACGAGACAGGCCUCACUUACAUUUGUCAUACCUAUGAACGCUUCUUCGCCGUUGGAACUGUCCUCAGCAAUAUGGUCAACCAGCUGGUUGACACCCAGGCAGUCCGCCUUCUGAAGCACGUCGUUCGAUGCUAUCUCAGACUUAGCGAUAACCCAAGGGCACGCGAGGCUCUCCGAGCUUGUUUACCUGAACCGUUACGUGACAGUACCUUCAGUGCUCUUCUCAAGGGUGAUAUGGUCACGAAAAGAUGUUUGACUACGUUGUUGACCAAUCUUAGCGAACAAGUAUGA